Messenger RNA from Ustilago hordei, 1191 nucleotides. RefSeq lists its product as uncharacterized. The record is from RefSeq and is a predicted model, not a curated record. The transcript has a single exon. Gene Ontology annotation, biological process: regulation of G protein-coupled receptor signaling pathway. Bases 1 to 1191 code for a protein of 396 amino acids. NCBI's taxonomy places the organism in Eukaryota, Fungi, Basidiomycota, Ustilaginomycetes, Ustilaginales, Ustilaginaceae.
AUGUCCGGCAGCCGAGACCCCAUGGAGGCUGCCAUCCUGCAAGGCAUCGAUGCUCACCCCACCUCUUCCUAUCGUGAGGAUCGUCGAGCUGCACAGGACUCCGACGCCGAUGAUGCUCCCAACACAGAUGACCAGCUCGACUCCGACCUUCCUGACGACGAGCACGACCUAUACUACAACAACGACGACGACGAUCAACAUCAACAUGCUUCCUCCUCGGCAGCCGCUGCUGGAGGCAGUGAGCGAGAGGGAGGUAUCAAGGGUCUCAUGUCCUCGCGCACCGCCAAGCGUGGUGGCGAAGGAGCUUCCAAGACAGGUCCCAAAGGUGUACUGCGCGAUCAACAGCUCAGAGCCCAGCAAGAGAGCGCUGCUCGUUCCGCCGCCGUGCAUGCCACCAACCGCCGCAUGGAAGGCUUAGCCCUGUCUUCAGAAACGUACACGCAGCAAGCUGAGAGGGAGAAGCGAGAGCAAGCUGCCCGACUCCGUCGCGAGAACGCCGAUAGUGAUGAUGACGACGUUGCUGUAAGCCAGGAAGCGAUUGCUGACCUGCAAGCCAAAGAGCGAAGAAGAGAGAUGCGCAUUGCCGAACUCAAAUCCUACAACGCUGCCCGCAACAGUGCACUCGUUUCUGGCAACCCUGCAUCGGCCGUUGGCGCAACCGUCGCUCCUCCCACUGCUGCGGCGGGCAAAGGGGCAAGCAACCGAUGGUUCGGUCAUCUCCGAGAGGUCGACGAGCGUGGCUACGUAUCUGCUAUCGACAUUGAGCAUGCUGAUGUUCCUAUCGUCAUUCACAUCUACUCCAAAGCCGUUGCGCAGUGCAACGUCCUCACAGCCUCGCUAGCUUCUUUGGCGCGGCAAUAUCCACGUACCAAGUUCUUGCAAGUUCAGGCCGCUGCUAUUGGCUUUGGCAAGUCUGCCAACACAGACGAUGGAGAAGAUGACGAGGAAGAGUACGACGAGUACAACCCAAAGACGCUCGAGGUGCUGCCAACUGUGCUGGUCUACAAAGCCGGAACCUUGGUCGCAAACUUGGUCAGAGUGGAUCUGGAUCCCAUGUGGAAGCAUGGCAGAGAGCAGGAUGUGCGCGAUCUUCUGGACUCAUACGAUGCAUUGGCAGGAGCAGUAGGAGCAGCAGGAGCAACGGUAGCGCCGGCCUCGGAUCGCAACGAUCAAGGCGAUGACGAUGAUUGA